AUUCCUACCCUUCCGCAAUGUUUUUCGACCAGUCUCAAAACAAGUUUACGCAUUGCUCAAGUACAAACUCCUUACUCAGCAAAACAAUAGCGUUGCACUUGCUUCUCGCGCUGCGGUCAAAGUCAAUGCCGUGCCGUCGCCUGGGCUUUGAACCUUUUCCAGCGAAACUACCGCUUCUUCAGUCUAGCUGUUCAGUUCGUUGAGAAAAGAUGGAAAAAUCGUUUUCGAGAACAAUUUUAGGAUUCUGGUUGGUCACGUGCGCCACCAGCUGGGAUCUGUCCAGUGUUGGAGUUGAGGAGUUUUCGUUGAAGCACGUGUCACUGUACAAAUCACGUGCUUUCCUGACGAUUGAGCAUGCGAAUGUUACACUCGUUGAAGCAUCGUGGCCGGAGAACAAACUCGGCGUUCGGCCGAGAAUCAUUUCCGACAGGGAUGGAGAGCUGAACAGCGGAUGUGAAGGUUUGAAGAAGGUUAUUUGGACCGAUGUGGAUCCGGUGGGUCGACUGUGGAUUCUGGAUCGUGGCGAUGAGCAGUGCAAUCCAAAGUUGCUCAUCAGCAGCUUGAUUUUUGCAAGCAGUAAAGAAAUUCGCUACGACUUCAGCGAUUCCAGUAGAGAGCUCCAUUCGAUCGUGGUCGAUCCCAUUCAGGCCAGUGAUGGAGACACGCGAGCUUUUGUAACGCUCGAGAACACCGAUUAUUUGCUAUUUUUCUCGUUGUUCAAGCAAGCCGUUGGAAAGCUACAAUUUGAAAAGAAAGACUUCUCUCGGAUCACGCCGAUUUCCCUGUCCGAGGUGACCAUCAACCAGAAUCGCCUCUACAUCUCGGACAGCCUAACGGGAAGGUUGUUUUCCCUGCCAGUGAAGACCAUCCGCCAGCUUACCUUUCCCGAGGACGACGUUCAGAAAAUGGUCAUGAAGACCAACGUGACCUACCUGGGGAGGUUGCUGGGACGCGCCAGUGGGCUAAAGCUCGACCUCCGGGACAACCUGUUCUACAUCAUUCCGCGGGACGGGGCCAUCGUAAAGUGGAAACCGGGCCGGGCGUUGAAGGCCGAGAAUCACUUGGUUAUUUUUCAACGUGAAAUUAACGUCAGUCAGGUUAUACUGGGAGGGCCAGGAAAGACGUGGGCCGUUGCCAGUCAGAUUGCCACUGAUGAAACGAUGCGGCAUUGUGUACGAAUAAAUUCUUGA
Molecule: messenger RNA, 1190 nt
Organism: Culex quinquefasciatus (southern house mosquito)
Lineage: Eukaryota; Metazoa; Arthropoda; Insecta; Diptera; Culicidae
Exons: 3
Coding region: 210-1190 (326 amino acids)
Source: RefSeq, a predicted model, not a curated record